Bubalus bubalis (water buffalo) is the source of this 3550-nucleotide messenger RNA. It is a transcript of the gene FGD3, whose product is annotated as FYVE, RhoGEF and PH domain containing 3. Gene Ontology annotation, biological process: cytoskeleton organization; filopodium assembly. Bases 498 to 2843 code for a protein of 781 amino acids. The record is from RefSeq and is a predicted model, not a curated record. Lineage: Eukaryota; Metazoa; Chordata; Mammalia; Artiodactyla; Bovidae. The transcript has 19 exons. Gene Ontology annotation, molecular function: guanyl-nucleotide exchange factor activity; metal ion binding. Gene Ontology annotation, cellular component: cytoplasm.
AGUCUGUUAAACUUUAAACCACCACAGGCCACCUUGCGGCCAGCAUCGCCUGGUCCUCGGACAGCAUUCCAGCCGGUUGGGGCUGUAUCUUUGCAUGUGAGGCAAGGGAAGAACCAGUGCGGAAAUGCAAACGCACUGUCGUUUAGUGACCCAUAUUGCGAAAACCAGCAAAAGGAAGUUGUGUUUUGCUGCUGCCUGAAGUCAGUCCUGGAGAGAAGUACGUGCGCCACAGAAGACAGAACCUCCUGAACUGCUCCACUUCAAAACUGCUGGGCAAGAAAAAGAUUUUCAGCAAAUCCUGCCCCGCCUCAGUCUCAUGCAAGGCCUCGGCUGACCAACCCAAAGGACCCAGAAAGCAGCCGGCAGGGAGCCUGUCACCCGCCCUUCACCUCAGUGCCCUGUGGAGUCUGCCAGCCUCAGGUCUGACACUUGACUGAGUGACACUCGAAGGGGCGUUUCCUCUACAAGGUUUUCCAGAAGAGGCACCAUGUGAGAGCAUGAAACAGCCCCAGAAGCCCCCAGCCAGCCCCUCACAGAGGUCAGAGAACUCAGCUUUGAGAAUGGAGCCAGAAAGGGGGUCCUCAACACCCCCGGCCCCCAGUGCCACCAUGGAGGAGCCAGACGCUGGGCCUAAUAAUGCCUCCCUGGAGCAACCAAGCACAGACCCAGGGAAGCUCCCAGCCCUCCCUGUCGGGCCUGGAACUCACUACGGGGAGCUUGCCUCUGGGAGCCCUGGCAGCCAGGCCUCUGCUGGGGACAUGAGCUCAGUGGGUGAGGCCAGCAGCUCUAAGAUCCCUAACCGGGACAGCGGGAUAGACAGCCCGUCCUGCAGCGUGGUCGGCGAGCACUUCUGUGAGGACAGCGGCGAGGCGGGCCCAGGUACCAUCAUCAAAGGGCCACACCCGGGGACAGCCCUGGGCGGCAAGUCUCCACAGGAGGAGGCUGAUAGCGAUGCAGGCGAGGGGAGCAGUGAGGAGCCAGACCCCGAGAACAACCCUUCUAAGGUUGACAUGGAUCCAGCCAAGUGCUCUGAACCUCAGAAGUUGCUCCACAUCGCCCAGGAGCUCCUGCACACGGAGGAGACCUAUGUGAAGCGGCUGCACCUGCUAGACCAGGUUUUCUGCACCGGGCUGACAGAAGCAGGGAUCCCUUCAGAAGUCACCACAGGCAUCUUCUCUAACAUCUCCUCCAUCUAUCGCUUCCACGGGCAGUUCCUCCUGCCUGAGCUGCAGGCGCGGAUCACGAAUGAGUGGGAUGUGAACCCCCGACUUGGAGACAUCCUGCAGAAGUUGGCCCCGUUCCUCAAGAUGUAUGGUGAAUAUGUCAAGAACUUUGACCGGGCUAUGGAGCUGGUGAGCACCUGGACCCAGCGCUCACCUGUAUUUAAAGACACUGUCCAAAGCAUCCAGAAGCAGGAGCUGUGCGGAAACCUGACCCUGCAGCACCACAUGCUGGAGCCCGUGCAGAGGGUCCCCCGCUAUGAGCUGCUGCUCAAGGACUAUCUGAAGAGGCUCCCAGAGGAUGCGCCAGACUGGAAGGAUGCAGAGAGGUCCUUGGAGCUCAUCUCCACAGCUGCCAACCACUCCAACGCUGCCAUUCGGAAAAUGGAGAAAAUGCACAAGCUUUUGGAGGUGUACGAGAGACUGGGUGGGGAGGAGGACAUCGUCAACCCUGCGAACGAGCUGAUCAAGGAGGGCCACAUCCAGAAGCUGUCGGCCAAGAAUGGCACCACCCAGGACCGCCACCUCUUCCUGGGUGGUCCUCUCUGGGGUCAGACACCCUCAUCGCGUGCCUGCCCGUCCCUAUCGCAGUUCAACAGCAUGAUCCUUUACUGUGUGCCCAAACUGCGGCUUAUGGGCCAGAAGUUCAGUGUCCGGGAGAAGAUGGACAUUUCCGGCCUCCAGGUGCAGGAUAUCGUCAAGUCAGGGGUGGCCCACACAUUCAUCAUAACUGGAAAGAAAAGAUCCCUGGAGCUACAAACUCGGACAGAAGAGGAGAAGAAAGAAUGGAUUCAGGUCAUUCAAGCCACCAUUGAGAAGCACAAGCAGAACAGCCAGACUUUCAAGGCCUUCAGUGGCUCCUUCAGCCAGGAUGAGAAUUCCCCCCUCACUCCAGAAUCCCCUAUGAUGAGCCCCAGCUCCGAGGUGCCCGCAGUGCCAGCCAACAGUGGAGGGGGAGCUUCAGGGUCUGAGCCCAGGAGAGGGUCCUCUAAGACCAGACGUGACAAGGAGAAGCAGGGCUGCAGCAGCUGUGGUGAGACCUUCAACUCCAUCACCAAAAGGAAACACCACUGCAAGCUGUGUGGGGCGGUCAUUUGUGGGAAGUGCUCUGAAUUCAAGGCUGAGAAUGGCAGGCAGAGCCGUGUCUGCAAAGAGUGUUUCCUGACCCAGCCAGUGGCCCACUUGAACCUCAGCCUUGAGGAGCCCCUGGAGCCCAAGCAGAGCACAGAGAAGCCAGUCGCUGCAGAGCCCCCACCCAGCCUGCUCUGCGGCCCCCUGCAGGUGUCAGAUGGCGGCACAGCAUGGAGCAAGGCGUGGGCUGCCAUCUCUGAGUCAGACUCCCUGGAGUUGGUGCUGCACCUCCACGAAGGCAGCCAGCAGGAUGGCCAGCUGCUCCAUGCCAUCCCCCUCUCCGGCUGCAGGGUGAGUGUGCUGGACCCUGCAGAGAGACUGGAUGCCAGGCACGUGUGGCAGCUGCAGCAGGCCCAGCAGUCUUUGUACCUGAGCGCCCCGUCUGCCGAGCUGCAGCAGCAGUGGCUGGAGGCUCUCAGCUCAGCAGCCCAUGGGCAUUCAUCCCAGGCCAGCCUGGGGGCCCAGCAGCCCCAGGCCCCAGCUGCCCCAUGAGCUGAGUCUCUGCCAUGUCUCCUAACUGUGCAGCCACCACGGCAGGGCCUAUGCUCUUCUGAGAGGUGGUGUCAAGGCUCCACAUGGGCAUGAAGAGAUCCUGGACCUCUGAGGGACCGACAGGCCACACAGCACUUGGCUCUGGAGGGUUCCUCCAUGUCAGAGAGGAGAAAAAUGAGGCCCAGAGAAGGGCAGCCAACUGCCUAAGUCAUCCAGCAUGUCUCUCAAUGAGCUGGGCUUCUGCCUGCAGGCCCAGUCGUGUGGCUCAGAGUUGGGCGUAGGGUGACUGUCAAGUAAAGUCUGUCUGAGUGGGCCAUGAGCAGUCACCUGUGCCAGAAGACAGAAGGAGCUCAUGGGCGGUGCCCAGGGACACCUGGUGGAUGUCUGCAGUCAUGCCAUCCCUCCCAAUGAGUGCCCACCAUCCACACCAUCUACAUGCAUGCGAGCUGAACCAGACCUGGCCCCUGGACUCCACCUCUCUUCCUUUUCCUCUCCCGGCGACUGGGCACAGCAUUGUGCUGCCUUGUAGUUUGACACUCCAUUUGGAGAUGCCCAAGGGGGCGAGUGGUACGUUCCUAAAUAACCAUGCUGCAAAACUACAGGGGGACCACACAGGCAUUGUGUGGGGCCCCGAGAUUUGUGCCUGCCUCCCCUGGCGGGUGGUGGACAGUGCUUAUCUGCAUAAAUAAAUAAAUAAUGGCAGCCAA